Messenger RNA from Hevea brasiliensis (rubber tree), 1050 nucleotides. RefSeq names its product protein DMP8-like. The transcript has a single exon. Gene Ontology annotation, biological process: endomembrane system organization. The record is from RefSeq and is a predicted model, not a curated record. Lineage: Eukaryota; Viridiplantae; Streptophyta; Magnoliopsida; Malpighiales; Euphorbiaceae. The coding region runs from base 342 to 995 and encodes 217 amino acids.
UAUGAUUACCAUCUGGUCUUUAAUAAUCUCCUCAGUGCAUUUCGUAAAUAAAUAAUAUCCCCCAGUGGCCAUAUCUUCUCUAAAAGUCAAAUGCAACUGCACAAUAAGUUACGAGUUAAAAUCUGUUUGAAUCCAAAUUAACAUGUAUAAAAUCCCCAUUUUGAAUCAGUGUGAACGGCAGCGACUGGGGCUUACCCAGAAGCAGUUACUAACCGUUUGUCAUGGUUAGAAAAAGCAGUUACUGGAUAAGUACUUGUAUAAAAAAAUUGCGCCCUCUGCAUCCAUAAAAAUUUUUCUCAGUUCUCUUACUUUGGCUUAAUUAUCGUUCCUGUCUAGCAUUCAUGGAGCAAACUGGAGAAGAUUUUGGAAUCAAAAUCUACACUGCAUCCCCCAGAAAUGAUCCAGUGCCAUUUUCUUCUUCCAAUAUUCCUCAAGCCCCUCAAGAACCAGGCGCCAAAAGGCGAGCCGUUGCUAAAGGAGUCCAAAAAACUCUUUCAAAAACUUCAAUGCUCGUAAACUUCCUUCCUACAGGAACCCUUUUAACCUUUGAAAUGAUUCUUCCAUCUGUAAUCAAGAAUGGAGAGUGUACUCAUGUUUCUAUUCUGAUGCUUCUUGUCCUUCUUGGCCUCUGCGCUGUUUCUUGCUUCUUUUUUCAUUUCACAGACAGUUUCAAAGGCCCUGACGGGAAAGUUUACUAUGGCUUUGUUACUCCAAAAGGGUUGGCUGUUUUCAAGCCGGGACUUGCUGUGGAAGUGCCUAAAGAUGAGAGGUAUAAAGUUGGAUUCACUGAUUUCGUUCAUGCUAUGAUGUCUGUCAUGGUCUUUGUGGCGAUUGCCUUCUCAGAUCAUAGGGUAACCGAUUGUCUGUUUCCUGGUCACGUUAAGGAGAUGGAUCAAGUGAUGGAGAGUUUUCCUCUUAUGGUUGGUAUAGUCUGCAGUGGCCUGUUUCUGGUCUUCCCUAAUACUCGAUAUGGAAUAGGUUGCAUGGCUACUUGAUUAUGGUGCUUCUGUAACUCAGUUUAGGAUUUGUUCGUGUUUUAUCAGUUUUUGC